AUGAAGUUGAUUCCUGGAAACGGCUAUUACGACUACUUGCUCCAAGUCGGAGAACACAAACAGGACAUGGGCCUCCGUAUUGAUAUUCUUCAAGGUGACGUGUGGCUGCCUGCCAGCUCUGCGUUCAUCCCAUGUUCUGCUACCGCAAGCGCCGGUUCCAAUUACACAUAUACUGUAACCUCAAUCUCGUAUACGUCAACCUUGUUCACCGGUCCAACCACAAUCGACUCCGCAACGGUGACGAUGAUGCCAUGGGAGACACAAGCCUCCUCCCAGUCGGGUACAUCAACCUCAUCAACGAUUGAGCUCACAGUUUCGAUGAUAGAACCGGUCUUCGGCAGAUCAUGUGCCAGUAUAGGUGUUUACGACCUGCUGGAAUCCGCCUACGCUGCAUUCAUCGACAUAUACACAAGCCUCGAAGUUAGUGUGGACGAUGCAACGUCCUACUUAAAGGUUUAUUUGUCCGACAUUCUUGUGUCCGGGGUCUGGGCCGUAGACAACUUCAUCAUGUCCUUCAAGUCACCAAAGCUCGAGACAUUGGAAUUCUCAAAUGUCCCUUUUGUCUACGCAAACUUCUCCAAUGUUGGAGUCGGCUCACUGGCAGUAGGGAUCUCCCAAUCUGAAAAUGGCUUCAAGAAUAACUUCAUUUCAAACUUUGUCAUAAAUGGCCUCAUCGGCUCAAACUCCUACUCUCUUGCAUUGGGUGCCAACAAUAGCACAUACCCUCAGUUGAUUCUCGGGGGUGUCGAUAAGUCACUAAUUUUCAAUGAUCCUGACAGUCAAGAUAAUUCGAGCUCCAAAAUGGCCUUAUUUGAUUUCAUCCCUGUCCAAGAUGAAAGUGGCAUGUACAUCAGUGAGAAUGGCGGAUUGUCUACUACCGUCCCAGCCUUCCCCAUCUACAGCUGGGGGGUUACUUCAAGCUCUUCAGGACAAUCUAUUACUUUCUCUCCUUCCUACAAUGAUAGGACAAGGAUUGCAAAUUAUCCAAAACCGGCGCUUCUCGAUUCACGCCACAACUAUAAUUUCAUCCCAUAUUCAACCCUUGUUGAACUCGCAAUUGAAUUGAAUGCAUACUACUCUUCAGAUCUGGGAAUAUGGCUGGCCGAUUGUUCAGUCGGGGAUACCGGUACGAUCGACAUGUACCUGGGCAAUUAUACGGUCCACAUGGCUAUUUCCAACUUUCUCAAUCCUGCGCUUGUCAACAACACAAAUUUGGUCUUCUCCUCUGGAGACCCUGCAUGCUACCUGACAUUUUUGCCUGAUUACUAUUUAGGCUAUUCUUUAAUGGGCACUCCAUUGCUAAAGAAUAUAUAUUUAGCCAUCGAUAAUGAGAACAGACAGCUGGGCAUUUCCCAGCUCCAGGAUCAGCUAAAAGAUACGGAGAAUUCUAGCAGCCAAGGAACCCAUGUGAUAGGAAAUGGGAUACUUCACAUGGAUGUUGAAACCGUACGUGCCCCAAAGACAUCUUUUGAGGAGGACCAAAAGGCAGCGGAAGUGCCCACCGCUGAAAGCCAUUUUUCACACGGCGUGACUCCCCUGUCACAGCAGCAAUUGAGUAGAACCAUGACAAUAACUACAUCUACCACAGUCGAUGAAUCCCGUGUGUCUGCCUACAAAACAGUAGUGACAGUCAGCAACGUUUUCUCAUCCGCAACUGCCACCAGUGAGCCCGAGUUCUAUGCCAUCGAAUCAGGGACUAUUCCGUUUGCCCAGAAAUUUGUCACUGUCACGUCGCUCACCUUGACAAUACCGACCAAUGUCGUUUUCACAGAUACUUCUGUACAGUCCACCGAGGUCUACAUUUCCGGUGGGGAAGUAUUUCUACAAACGAACGAGAGCAAUGGGGCCGACACACAGACCAAAAAAACUCAGUCCACAGAAACUGACUCAACUUUCUACGCAUUCAGCUCUCUCGUCGUGAGCAAAAUCUCCUCUAAUAGGGUUUCUGGCGCCGGCUCCCAUGUCCAACCUCCGAGCUUACUUUACUUUGAAGCAUCCAGCGGAGAGAUGCAUUAUGGACUGAAAGUUGCCGGAUACUUUUCAGCUCUCGUGCUUUGUGUCGCCGUGCUCUUCUGA
Molecule: messenger RNA, 2076 nt
Organism: Pichia membranifaciens NRRL Y-2026
Lineage: Eukaryota; Fungi; Ascomycota; Pichiomycetes; Pichiales; Pichiaceae
Exons: 1
Coding region: 1-2076 (691 amino acids)
Source: RefSeq, a predicted model, not a curated record